This is a messenger RNA of Neoarthrinium moseri, 1545 nucleotides long. RefSeq lists its product as uncharacterized. The record is from RefSeq and is a predicted model, not a curated record. Gene Ontology annotation, molecular function: protein serine/threonine phosphatase activity. The transcript is spliced from 2 exons. NCBI's taxonomy places the organism in Eukaryota, Fungi, Ascomycota, Sordariomycetes, Amphisphaeriales, Apiosporaceae. Gene Ontology annotation, biological process: protein dephosphorylation. Bases 1 to 1545 code for a protein of 514 amino acids.
AUGAGGUUCCAAAUAGCGACCAAGUCUCAACUUCGGGACAGCAAGUAUCUCUUGUCAAGUGGGCUGCCCGCGAGAUCCUCCGCUCGUGUUGGCCGGUGUAUACCCGUGGGGUUCUGGAGCUCGUCGAGCUCGCAGUCGGGUCAAAUAUCCAGCAGUCCAGAAAUUACAGGAUCUUCUAGUUCGGGAUCUCGCUCUGGAUUUCCCUACCGAAAACUUGCAACUGGUUCUGUCUGGGUUAUCAUUGGCUACUGGGCGAACUCGUUGUUACAUACACAGCGUGAAGGCGACGAGUAUCCUGCAGUUCCGACUACAGAUCAGCUGCGAGAAUCCAUCACGGGUGCUGCAGCUGUAUGCGAGGAUGCGGUUACCAAAAUUUUGAACCAGGAAGCUUUCGGCUGGUCCAACUCACUUAAUUCACCUGGGCCAGUUGGUGCUUAUCAUGCAGUGCGGGUUGGGUCAUCGAGUCCAGUGGAGGAUCGACUCAUCCACGGAGUUAUUACUUCAGAUGAUGGUCUUAUCAGCUCCUCAUGGAAUGCAUGGGGUGUUUUUGAUGGACAUGCGGGAUCUCAGACUGCUGAGCUGUUGACGAAACAACUUCUACCCACUGUUCAACAGGCUCUCCAGCACCUGCCAGCUACGGCUUCGAAUGAAGUCGUCGAGUCGACUAUCAAGAAUGCUUUCGUAUCCUUGGAUGACAGAAUUGUCAAGGGGGCGCUGGAACUGGCUGUGAGCAACGUCCCGUACCAAGACAGGGUGGCUUCCCUGGCACAAGCCUACGCUGGCUCCUGCGCAUUAUUGUCUCUUCUGGACCCAACAACACGGAUACUUAGGGUGGCUUGCGUCGGGGACUCGCGGGCGGUCCUUGGCCAGAAACAAACCAACGAAGAGUGGAUAGCAAUACCACUAUCUGUUGACCAAACUGGAAGUAACGAGGACGAGAUUGCGCGAAUCAACUCGGAACAUCCCGGUGAAAACGAUAUCUUUAAGGGAGGACGUGUACUUGGGAUAAUGGUGUCCCGCGGUUUUGGGGAUGCAAGACACAAGUGGGAUGCUGGAACACUGCAGGAGUUGAGUAAGCAGUACGAUGGGUUUGCUCCUUUGCCACCAUUGAAGUAUACUGUCAAGACACCGCCAUAUCUUACUGCUGAACCUGUUAUCACUACCACACAGCUGGACGAGAAGGCGCCGGCUUUCCUCAUCAUGGCCAGCGACGGUUUCUGGGACAGAGUGACGAACGACCAGGCCGUCAAUCUUGUCAGCCGCUGGAUCGAGCUUCGAGAUCGUGGAGAGUUGAGAAAGCCAAUAUCGGUGACAGACCACGGUCGCUUUGACCUGGAGAAACAUCGCCAGGGGAGUUCAGGCUUCCGAUACACUGAGGACCGAGCAACAUUUCAAGAUGAGAACGUGGCGGUGCACCUCGUGAGAAAUGCCCUGGGUGGGAAUUUCCACGAAAUGGUAGCUGGGACGCUUGCAGUUGGUCCGCCAUUCUCGAGGGAGUUACGAGACGAUAUUACGGUCCAGGUUGUGUUUUUUCCCUCAAAGUGA